This is a messenger RNA of Eucalyptus grandis, 4106 nucleotides long. RefSeq names its product alpha-mannosidase 2. Gene Ontology annotation, biological process: N-glycan processing; mannose metabolic process; protein deglycosylation. The transcript has 4 exons. The record is from RefSeq and is a predicted model, not a curated record. NCBI's taxonomy places the organism in Eukaryota, Viridiplantae, Streptophyta, Magnoliopsida, Myrtales, Myrtaceae. Gene Ontology annotation, molecular function: carbohydrate binding; alpha-mannosidase activity. Gene Ontology annotation, cellular component: Golgi membrane. Bases 200 to 3694 code for a protein of 1164 amino acids.
GCCUCUGCUCUUUUCCUCAAGUCGCGAGACCCCUCCAAACGCGCUCACUCCCCCCCGCACGACACACUUGCUCUCUCGGUACCAUCGCUAGCUCCUCCGCCGCCGCCGCCGCCGCCGCGCCGCCAACGCCGACAGGAAUGACAUCAGUUUCGUAGAUCCCAACAUCUCUCUCGCGCGCACGACACCACGCGACGGCACGAUGCCCUUCUCCUCGUACCUCGGCAAGACGCGCCGCCUCGUGGGCGGGCCGCCGGCGAGCCUCCUCCCGUCCUCCGCCCCGGCCAAGGCGAAGGGGAUCUCGGCCCGCAAGUCCUCCCGGAAGCGGACGGCGCUGAUCAACUUCGUCCUCACCAACUUCGUCACCAUCGCCCUCUCCACCUCCGUCCUCUUCUUCCUCCUCACCCUCUUCCUCUUCGGCGUCCCGCAGCCCAUCUCCUCCCGCCUCCGCCCCUCCCCGGGCCACUAUCGCCGCCCCUUCAAGCCCCGCAAGCCGAUCUCCCGCAUCAAGCGCGUCAACGACACCGCCUUCGGCGCCACGGUCGACCUCACGACCAAGGACCUGUACGACAAGAUCGAGUUCCUGGACGUCGACGGCGGGCCGUGGAAGCAAGGGUGGAGGGUGAGCUACAAGGGGAACGAGUGGGACGAGGAGAAAUUGAAGGUGUUCGUGGUCCCGCAUUCGCACAACGAUCCCGGUUGGAAGCUCACCGUGGAGGAGUACUACGACCGCCAGUCGCGCCACAUUCUGGACACGAUCGUCGAGUCUCUGUCGAAGGAUACUCGCCGAAAGUUUAUCUGGGAAGAAAUGUCAUACCUGGAAAGGUGGUGGAGGGAUGCAUCAGAAUUAAAGAGGCAAUCUUUCACCAAUUUGGUGAAGAAUGGUCAACUAGAAAUUGUUGGUGGUGGUUGGGUGAUGAAUGAUGAGGCUAAUUCACAUUAUUACUCCAUAAUUGAACAGAUGACAGAGGGGAAUAUGUGGCUCAAUGAAACCAUUGGCGUUAUUCCUAAGAACUCUUGGGCUAUAGAUCCGUUUGGUUACUCGCCCACAAUGGCAUAUCUUCUUCGUCGAAUGGGCUUUGAAAACAUGCUUAUCCAGAGGACCCAUUAUGAGCUGAAGAAGGAACUUGCUUGGCACAAGAAAUUGGAGUAUGUAUGGCGUCAGAGCUGGGAUGCAGAGGAGUCGACCGAUAUUUUUGUCCACAUGAUGCCCUUCUAUUCUUAUGAUAUACCACAUACUUGUGGACCAGAGCCUGCUGUUUGUUGUCAGUUUGACUUUGCUCGAAUGCGUGGGUUCGUCUACGAACUUUGCCCUUGGGGAGAACACCCGGUGGAAACCAACCAAGAAAAUGUGCAUGAGAGGGCACUAAAACUGCUUGAUCAAUAUAAGAAGAAAUCAACAUUGUAUAGGACGAACACACUUCUGGUUCCGCUUGGAGAUGAUUUCCGCUACAUCAGCAUUGAUGAAGCUGAAGCCCAAUUUAGAAAUUACCAGUUGCUAUUUGACUAUAUCAACUCUAAUCCCAGUCUAAAUGCAGAAGCAAAGUUUGGCACUUUGGAUGAUUACUUCCGAGCAAUUCACGAGGAGGCUGAGAGAAUAAAUUACUCACAACCUGGUGAAAUCGGCUCGGCUCAGAUUGGAGGCUUUCCAUCUCUAGCAGGGGAUUUCUUUACUUACGCAGAUAGGCAACAGGAUUAUUGGAGUGGCUAUUAUGUUUCAAGACCCUUCUUCAAGGCUGUUGAUCGAGUGCUUGAGCAAACACUUCGUGCGACAGAGAUGAUUAUAGCUUUAUUGCUAGGAUAUUGUCAAAGAGCACAAUGUGAAAAGCUUCCUGUAGGGUUUUCCUAUAAGUUGACAGCUGCCAGAAGGAACUUGGCUCUUUUUCAGCAUCAUGAUGGCGUAACUGGUACCGCUAAGGAUCACGUGGUUCGUGACUAUGGGAUGCGUAUGCACACAUCUUUGCAGGACCUGCAAAUAUUCAUGUCCAAAGGAAUCGAAGUACUGCUUGGAAUUCGUCAUGAUAAAUCCGACCAGACCCCUGCCCAGUUUGAGCCAGAGCAGGUUAGGUCUAAGUAUGAUGCUCAGCCAGUACAUAAAGUGAUCACUGCUACUGAAGGAACUUAUCACUCAGUCGUUUUUUUCAAUCCUCUGGAACAAUCGAGGGAAGAAGUUGUCAUGGUCAUUGUUGACAGGCCUGAUGUUGCUGUUCUGGACUCCAAUUGGACAUGUGUUCAGAGCCAAGUAUCUCCAGAGCUGCAGCACCACAAAAGCAAGAUAUUUACUGGGCGGCACCGACUUCACUUCAAAGUUUCUGUACCUCCCAUGGGGUUGCAGACGUAUUAUGUUGGAAGUGGUUUUGUUGGAUGCGAAAAAGCUAAGCUGGCAAAAAUUAAGCAGCUCUCUGAGUCAAAUACUUUAUCAUGUCCAGCUCCAUAUACUUGCACAAAAAUACAAAGUGACGCUGUUGAAAUUGGAAACAGGCAUCAGGUUCUUACUUUUGAUGCAAAGCAUGGAUUGUUGCAGAAAAUUAAACAUCUGGAUGGUCCAGAAAACAUUGUGGGUGAAGUCAUAGGUAUUUACUCGAGUUCUGGAAGUGGAGCCUACUUGUUCAAACCCAUCGGUGAUGCAGAACCUAUCAUCGAAGCUGGUGGAGCCAUGGUUGUCUCUGAAGGUCCCUUGGUGCAGGAGGUGUAUUCUUAUCCAAAGACAAUGUGGGACAAUUCACCCGUCUCUCACAGCACACGCAUCUUCAAUGUAGAAGGCUCUGUACAGCAAUUCAUCGUGGAGAAGGAGUAUCAUGUUGAGCUCUUGGGUCCAGAUUUUAAUGACAAAGAGUUAAUUGCUCGAUACAGAUCAGAUAUAGAUAACAGAAGAAUAUUCUAUUCAGAUUUGAAUGGCUUUCAAAUGAGUCGGCGGGAGUAUUACACUAAGAUCCCACUUCAGGGAAAUUACUAUCCAAUGCCUUCUCUUGCCUUCAUGCAAGGAACUGAUGGUCGGCGCUUUUCCCUUCAUUCGAGGCAGUCACUGGGUGCAGCUAGCCCUAAGGAUGGAUGGUUAGAGAUUAUGCUAGACCGCCGCUUAGUCCGAGAUGAUGGGCGUGGUCUGGGACAAGGAGUUAUGGACAACCGUGCACUGAAUGUGGUAUUCCACAUCCUUGUCGAAUCCAACAUUUCUCGUACCUCGAAUCCUGAAUCCAACCCUCUUCCAUUAAGUCCCUCGCUUCUUUCCCAUUCUGUUGGCGCACACUUAAACUACCCUUUACAUGCAUUCAUUUCCAAGAAGUCCCAUGAUAUAUCUGUUCAGCCUCCUGCAAAAUCCCUCUCUCCUUUAUCUUCUUCUCUACCAUGUGACUUGCAUAUUGUCAGCUUAAAGGUCCCCAGGCCUUUAAAAUACUCUCAGCAAGCAGCGGAAGGUUCUAGGUUCAUUCUAGUUCUGCAGCGACGACACUGGGAUUCUUCCUAUUGUCACAAGGGCAGAACAAAGUGUACAAAUAUAGCUGAUGAGCCUGUCAAUCUCUUUAACAUGUUCAAGGGGCUCGCAGUUUUAAAUGCAAGAGCAACUUCUCUGAAUCUUCUUCAUGAGGAUACAGAGUUGCUUGGGUAUGCUGAGCAGCAUGCAGAUGUUCAAGAAGGACACGUAAUCAUAUCUCCCAUGGAAAUUCAAGCUUACAAAUUGGAUUUACGGCCACAUCAGUGAGCGUGUUAGGGUAGCCAUUCUGUAAGCUUGUAAGUGUGAACCUUGAUCAGUUGGAUCCGCUACUAGGUAAUCCGACCUGAACCAGCAUUGAUCCAUACCUGAAGCUCAGCAGCUGGGUGGUGCCUAUCCUUCGGAAGAUCUUCAUAUGCGAAAGAGGCUUUCACAGAGGCUCAUAUACUUCGAUGCGUUACUCGAUUCCACACUGCCACGAGAUCUGCUUGAUGUUUUUUCUACUGGAUGUGAUCUUUAUACGCUUGUAAAACUGCAUCAAUUUUGUAAUAAUAGGAAGUCGAUAGUCAUCGUCAUACUUGUGCCCAAGGAUGCUCAGAAAUCUUCUUUAUCUGGUUUCAUGGAGAUGCCUUGAGACCAUGAAAAGCCACUGAUAUUAAUAGCGUAGAUGCUCAUUUCGGCC